Molecule: messenger RNA, 5011 nt
Organism: Perca flavescens (yellow perch)
Lineage: Eukaryota; Metazoa; Chordata; Actinopteri; Perciformes; Percidae
Gene: arhgap19
Product: Rho GTPase activating protein 19
Exons: 12
Coding region: 28-1617 (529 amino acids)
Biological process (GO): regulation of small GTPase mediated signal transduction; signal transduction
Cellular component (GO): cytoplasm
Molecular function (GO): GTPase activator activity
Source: RefSeq, a predicted model, not a curated record
GAUAACAGCGGAGGAUUCAAACUGAACAUGGCUGCGGAUAAAGAUGUCGAUGAAAACAAACAAUAUAGAAGCAGAGGUGUAGUGCACAAUAUGGUGAUGAAUCAUGAGGAAUCACCAGGGGGGUUCCAUGCUGGCCGACCACAAGUCCUCUUCAGCCCUGACUUUUUUGUGGAGAAACUCCGCCAUGAGAGCCCUGAUGUUUUCCUGGAGCUGGUGCUUAGUAACAUUACUCGCCUUAUUGAUCUACCUGGGACAGAGUUUGCACAGCUCCUUGGUGAGGAGGGUCCUAAGACCCCAACAAGUGGAAAUGGAGGCUUCUUUCGCUCUUUCAACUUCCUCAAACGCAAAGAUAAAGGCAUUUUGUUUGGAACCACGCUGACCGAGGGCUGCAUUGCCCAGAUCUACCAGCUCAUUGAGUACCUCAGCAAAAAUCUGCACGUAGAGGGUCUGUUUCGGGUGCCGGGGAACAAUGUUCGCCAGCAGACCCUGAAAGAGCUCCUCAACAGCGGGGCCGAAGUCGACCUGGAGUCUGGGGACUUUCACCCCAAUGACGUGGCCACGCUGCUCAAGACUUUCCUGGGAGAGCUGCCCGAGCCCCUGCUCACACACAGACACUUCCACGCACACCUCAAGAUAGCUGAUAUGACUCUGUUUGACAAACACGGCAACAAGACUGCGUUACCCAACAAGGAGCGUCAGAUAGAGGCCCUGCAGCUCCUCUUCCUGCUGUUACCCCAGGCCAACCGCUCACUGCUGAAACUCCUGCUGGACCUGCUCUACCACACUGCCAAGCAGCAGGACAAGAACAAGAUGUCUGCCUUUAACCUGGCCCUCAUGUUUGCCCCACAUGUCCUUUGGCCCAGACAUAUGACAGCCAGUGACCUGAAAGACAAUCUAAAGAAACUGAACAACAGCAUGGCCUUCCUCAUCAAACACUCGCAGAAACUCUUCCGGGCUCCAGUCUACCUGCGGGAGUAUGCCAACGUGCACUUCACUGGCUCCAAGGCUCUGCAGACCAAGGAUGAGCUGGAUCUGCUGGCGGCGAGCAGCUCUCCUGCUCUGCGGACAGUGUUGCCCCUGAAGAGGACGGCCGUUCAGGGCCCCAGCUCUCAGGAGCAGUUCCAAUCACCGGCACAACAAUACACAGAAGAGGCUCUGAAGGAGCUCUUCAGACACGUCAACCACAACAUGCCAGACUCCGCCAAGAAGAAGAAACUCGUCCGACAGUUAGUCAAGCAGACAUCUGAUCCAUCAGAGACCCCUACUAAAGAGCAGCACCUGCUCCUCCCAGCUCCCAGCAAGAAACAUCCGCGUUCCCGCUCCUUUGGUGGCCUCAUCAAGAGAAAAGCUCGUGGUGAGCAGCUGACCGCCGAAAGGCGGCUCAAACACAUCUCCCCUGAUAUUGUCACCAGGACAGAAAGAAAACCUGGUAAAGAGAACGCCAUGUGGCAAGGGGUGAACAGCCCAUUGAAUGGUCCUGUGUUGGGGAAGGCGGGGCUGGUCGUGAAAAACCCAGACUUAACUUUGAAGAAGGACAAAGCGCUAAAGGUUUCCAAGCAGGACUCUCCGCCUUUGACCAGGAUCUGUUUCUCUCCUGCUCAGGAGAUCUCGCUGUAAAACCCCACACCUCUUCCUCACCGUGGACAGGACUUGGGCAGUAUUAAUUAUUAUUCCACCUGUUUAUCAUGUUUUUUUAAUUGUAGUAUGUCUCUUUUUCAACUGUGCCUAACAUACAUAGAAGCGUUAGCCUUGGCCAGAACAGCCAAACAAAAGCCAGGAACUUACCGCUGGACAUUCAUCAAGAUGGGACUAGGUGUUACAAACUGGUACCAACAGUUAAAUGAAAUCUUCCACUGCUAGCUUUGCUCUUAGAUGUAAAGUUGCAUGAUGUGGAUAAAAUUAAUCAACUUUAAAUCAUACGAAACCGUUCUGACUUUGAUAUGCGAUGUCUGAUAAUGCAUGCUAAAUUUAUUUUCUUUUUUUACAUUCAGAAAUACUUUUUAAAACAGCAAAAUUUGUAAUUAUUUUACCAUUAAAUGAUAGAAUUAAUCCAGAUAAACUAUUUUUUGCAUGAUUCCAUUAAGAAACCCUUUCUAUAAAAACAUUGGAUCAUUGAUCAGCCACAGUUUUUUGAUUGAACUUAAUUGGAGAAUUUCUGGUGCUGGAUAAAGUCUGCAGCAGCUUUUUUUUUUUUUUUUUUUUUAUUUUUUUUUUUUUAUAAACUUUUAAACUAUUGUUAAUUUUUUUUUUAUACCACAUAAUAGUCUAGUUUCAAUAGUAUUUUGGGAUCUUUCAAACAUAAGAGUUUUGAAAUUAAGCAAUAAGUCAGCAUUAUAUGAUUUGCUAAAAGAUCAUGUUUUUUUAAAAUGAAAACUAAAUUACAGCGAGCAUGGUCUUUGCUUUGGUUUGGCUUCGCUGGCUCACAUCUGCUUGUGCCAGUCAUCACUUGAAACUUGUUUUGUUUGCUACCAUCAGAAUCUAUGACCACUAGCAAGCUGAGUUUACAGUCUGCUGAGUGUAGACUAUGUAUACAUGUUGUACAGUCUGUGUGUUUUUUAAGGUUUUAAACUUUGCAUUUAUUUGGGAACUGUGAUGUUGGGUUUUUUCGUACGAUGUGUUGUAACUCUUUACUUGAUGAUAAUUGCUCGGUGUUGGGCUACUGAAUAUUGAAUCAGUGAGUAGAUCACUUUCUUUUUCAUAUGUUUCAUCCGGAUAUGGAAAACAGGAUUUAAUUGAUUAUCACCUUUACUACUCUCACAGACUUGUUUAAUAUGAAACCAUUGAAUGGAAUCCGUUUGUGAGUCUGUGAAAUAUGAAAUGUUACAUUCCCAGAAUGUCUCAGGCGACUUAAAAUAUGUUUUUGAACAUUUUUUUUUUCUUUUUCUUCAGCUGGAUGAUGGAAGGGUCAAGUGGUUGAGAGAUUUGUCAUGUUGAUUGUUUAAAUGAAAGCAUAAGGAGUGAUUUUUUUUUUUUUGUAUGAAUUUACUCCGGUUGAAAUGAGCAGUAAUCUGUUACAGUCUGGUCCUCUCUUCUCAACAUGGUGUGUAUGUGAGGCGAACUGUGUUAAGAAGAGGCCACACUCUUGUCAAGACAUGAGUCCGAGUAAAGUAACGAAGGAACUUCAAGUCAUAGGUUGGAUAUUUUGAAGUGGGGUUGUACGAGCCACUUACCCAUAGCCUGUGUAUAACCUACAGUAGAUGGCCGUCAGCACGCCCCCCCAGUUUGGAGAAGCAGGCCAGAGUACCGACACGGAAGCCAAGCAAUGUACUGAUGUGAUCGGGGACAGCAGCUAAACGUAUUUUAGACCCCUACAAAACAAAUCUCUAUCAGUUUAAGUGUAUGCUAUAUUUUCACAGCCUUAACUUGCCUUCAGACAGCCCUCUUUAAGUUUACACAGAGGGAACUGAAGCUGUUCUAUGCUCUCAUCAAAGCCACCAGACUCUAUUGACAAAAACGGCUAUUUUAUCUUGCAGAACACAGGAGUUGCUGGUCUACCGCUGCCUCCAUCAGUUAGUUUGUUUGUUGUGUGACUAUGAUGUUUUAAAAGGGUUACUUAACGCUGUUGUUAGGGAACUAACAAUGAACAAACUAACCAAUCAAGGCAGCAGUAGACGUGUGGAAAUAUUACUUAAUGCCCCUUUUUUAUAUUUGGAAGUUUGUAAUUUUUUAAUGCACAGUUCUCAGUUCCUUCAGCUUUACUCUUCAUGGCUUGACUUAACUGGCAUCUGCCCAUUUUGUUUUAUUGCGAGUACGGAUGCACCAGUACCAGUUUAAAAUAUUUCAGCACUAAAAAUGUAAUUUGUUUUCCCCCAACAUUUCCCUGUUUUUCAUGGGCUGUCCAACUCCUCCACAGGGAGGUCAGAGGUCAGCUGUAGAGCUGACUAGGACCAAUUAGCUUUGGUUUCAUUAGUUUAGGUAGAAUCCAAAAAUUAUGCAGGAGAAUUCUUAAAAGUUUUUACUUUUAUUGAUUAUGUGCAACUCAUGUCUCAUGCUAUAUAAUUUGAUUUGAAAUGCCUGUAUUUUUUUCCUCACUCUUGUGUUAGGAAUCUGUUAUUGGUGCAUCCUGUUUUGAAAGUGUUGUGGAUGUCGUAACGAUGGGAUUGUAGAAAGUGAUUGAGGUGUAUAACCUGACUGACAUGUCAGGUGCAGAUGGACACUAAAUACUUUACCUCCUUUUUUGUGUCACAAUAUGUCAUGUCAUAUUCUGAUUGUCAUUGUGUACAAAAGUACACACAUAAGCUUUUUUUUAUUUUUCAAGGAAGUUCACUGAAUUCAUCUCAGCAGCCUUUUGAAACUGAACUGGGAUCUCUGCACGUCAUCUUUUCCUCUUCUCAUGACGUCUCCUUGUCCUUUUCAGUUCUCCGUAGACUGCAGGUUUACAAUCCUGAGCGCAAAUUGGAUUCUCUAUUUAUUGCUGUUUGGGAAACAAAUGUUUUGUGUGGAUGAAAUUCAUUAACUAGAUUUAAGGUACAUUAAUUUUUUUUUUUUUUUUUUAACUCUUUACUUUUUCUCUUUUUCUUUUAGUGGGAAUGCUAUUUUAUAUUUGAAUCAAUUUAAGUCUGUCUGUUGGCCGUCAGUUUUGUUUUUCUCUUUACACAAAUGUGAAACAUUUUAGUUACUGAGUUUUGUACAUGCUCACUGAUGAGUUCUUCUAUACACUGAGGAAAACAGAAUUACAGAAAGUUAAAUGUGACAAAAGUGGGUGGGAUUUAAGUACUUUAACUUAAACUUUACCUGAAUUGUUAUUUGCACUUUAUUUCCUUUUUUAAUUAGAUGGGAAGAAACAUCACUUUUACAAGGUUUUAUUGGGUUAUCGGCCUCCUCAUUUGUCCAAGCACAAUUCUUCCAGUGUCACAAUGAACUCAUCUGUGAGUGUUGUACCUCCUGGUUCAAACUGUGGUAACCUUUGUUUGUUUUCUGUAUUUUAGUGUAAAAUAAGUUAACCUUGUACAGUACAUUGGAUUCCUUGGCGAAACGAACGCUUCGGAUUAAAACUUUUUUGUUUCCUAAA